AUGACCUUGCAUCUCCCCAGCUUUCUCAUUCCCAUGUCUGUAUCCACAGAGAAGUUCCAGGUGAUUGGCCCUGUGGACCCCAUUGUGGCAGUGCUGGGUGGGGCCAUCACACUGCCCUGCUCCCUGUCUCCUGCCAUGAAUGCGGAGAACAUGGAGCUGCGGUGGUUCCGGUCCAUCUUCCCAGAAGCGGUGUUCAUCUAUGAGAACCAGUGGGAGCAGAAGGAGGAGCAGAUGCCACAGUACAAAGGGCGGACCUCGCUGGUGACAGACUUCCUCACUCAGGGGGAGGCUGCUGUACACAUUGACAAGGUUCGGGUUUCUGAUGAUGGGCUGUACACCUGCUUCUUCAAGAACGGAGAUUUCUAUGAAGAGGCCACUUUGGAAGUGAAGGUGGCAGGUGUGGGAUCUGACCCUCAAGUGCACAUUGAAGGGCUAGAGGAAGAUGGAAUUCGUGUGGCAUGCAAAGCCUCUGGGUGGUUUCCGAAGCCCCAGGUUCAGUGGAGAGACCCGAGUAGAAAAAAGUUCCAGGCUUUCUCUGAGGCCCAUGAUCAAGAUGCUGAGGGGCUGUUCAGUGUGGAGGCCUCGCUGGUGGUGAGAGACAGCUCUGUAAGGAACGUGACCUGCUCCGUCUUUAACCCCGUCCUCAACCAGGAGAAGGUGAAGGUGAUUUUCAUCCCAGAGCCCUUUUUCCCUCAGGCUUUUUCUCCUUGGAUGCCAGUUUUUGUGGUGAGCCUGACCAUGCUGAUGCUCCUCAGCUUAGGGGCUGGCUAUUUUCUCAAGAAAGAACAUUCAGCAAAGGUGCUGGUGUGGAAGGAUUGGAAGACUCUUCAGCAGGCUAUGGAGGAGGAUGAGAAGGAAUCAAAGUUAGCCAACAAGGAGGCAGAUGAAUUCCAGAGAGAGCUGGUGAAUACAGGCAGAAUAGGAGUUUUUGAGAUUAUUGAGGAAGAGAACAGUCUCACUAGGGUAUGUCCUCUUUCAGCCUGGAGAAAGGCCCAGCUGUAUGCAGACUGGCGGAAGGAGCACUUUCAGAUUUGGUCUGUCACUAUGGAUCCACAGUCUGCCCACCGCAAUCUUGCCCUCUCUCAAGAAAACAUGAGUGUGACCUGGAAGGACAACUGUGGAGUUCUGGGCAACAGCUGCAGUGUGUUGGGCACCAAGGGCAUCGGGUCAGGGCGAUGUUACUGGGAAAUAAAAGUCAGUAAUAAAUACAACAGCAAGUGGGCUCUGGGGGUUUGUAGAGAAGAUGUGGAUAGGAAUGGGUGGUUCAGACAGUGCCCAGAAAGGGGGUUUUGGGUUAUGGAAUUUUUUCACAAUAGCUAUUAUACCGUCGUUACUUUUUAUACAACAAUAAAAGCAUACACAUACCAACGUCUUAGAAAUGAUUCCCAUCACAUAGGGGUUUUCCUGGACUACGAUGGUGGGGAUAUCUCCUUCUACAACAUGACUGAUGGGUCUCAUAUUUUCUCAUUCGCUCAGGGUUCCUUCUCUGGGACCCUCUUUCCAUAUUUCAUGAUUAAGUCAGGAAGUCCAUCCCUCACUAUUUGUUCCAUGUUAGGUGGGCUCAAGGAGACACCUGUGCUUAACACAUUUCCAUUUUCUUUGGAUGAGUCCAUGAAUCCUCCUGAGGAGGGGUUGAGAUCUGGCUCUGGUGGUGAUGGUGUUCUCCCAGGGGUUGAAUCUCCAUUACUCCCCUCUGGCCCCAGGGCUGUGUCUCUAUAA
Molecule: messenger RNA, 1719 nt
Organism: Chrysochloris asiatica (Cape golden mole)
Lineage: Eukaryota; Metazoa; Chordata; Mammalia; Afrosoricida; Chrysochloridae
Product: butyrophilin subfamily 1 member A1-like
Exons: 8
Coding region: 1-1719 (572 amino acids)
Biological process (GO): T cell receptor signaling pathway; regulation of cytokine production
Cellular component (GO): external side of plasma membrane
Molecular function (GO): signaling receptor binding
Source: RefSeq, a predicted model, not a curated record